Messenger RNA from Eruca vesicaria subsp. sativa (arugula), 1206 nucleotides. Lineage: Eukaryota; Viridiplantae; Streptophyta; Magnoliopsida; Brassicales; Brassicaceae. The record is from the annotation of a GenBank genome assembly.
CAGGGACUCUCGUGUAUAUGAGGAAUUGGAGGAAUCUGCUUCUUCCUAAGUUGGUUAAAUCAUGCUCCGUCGUCUGAUUCUCCGGCAAGCUUCCGCCGCCGCAACGGAAUCGAAGUUAGGUCGUCGUAUUCACGGAUUCGAUCAGCGAAGAGGGGUACACAGCAGGAACAAGAAGGCGAUGGAGUACGUAGCCAAAGGAUGGAGCGCGAUUAAGGAAGUGGAUAGAGUCAUUGACUACUGUGAACUCAAUGACCGACGCCUUAUCCCUCUCCUCAGGGGAGCUAAAGAGAACUUUGAGCUUGCUCUUGAGGCUGAUAAUCUCAACACUCAUGCUAGAUUUUGGCUCUCUAAGUUGCACUUGAAGUAUCAUGUUCCUGGUGCCUGUAAAGCUGUUGGAGCUGCUUUGCUUGUCGAGGCAGCUGAUAUGGGUAAUGCGGAUGCUCAGUAUGAGCUAGGUUGUCGUUUAAGAGUCGAGAAUGAUCAUGUCCAGUCAGAUCAGCAAGCCUUUCAUUAUAUAGAGAAUGCUGUUGAUCAGCUGCAUCCAGGUGCCCUUUACCUUUUAGGGAUAGUGUAUCUGACAGGAGACUGUGUGAAGCAAGAUAUGGAUUCAGCUGUAUGGUGUUUCCACAGGGCAUCAGAGAAGGGACAUGCCGGGGCUGCUAUAGCGUAUGGAUCUCUUUUACUUAGAGGUGUGCAAGUCCCGGAAUCUCUAACAAGAAUGAACACGGUGGGAGUUCCGCCACCUAAGAGAUCAAGAGAAAACAUGGAAAUGAAUCCGUUAGAGAUGGCGAAAGAGCAGUUCCAAAUCGCUGCAAGAGCAGGGUGCGAUCUCGGGCUGAAAUGGCUUCAAAGGGUAGAGCAGGAAGAGAAACUUCUUAUCAACCAAGAAGAUAGUGAAUGUGCACCUGCAUAAGUGCACACUUAUAUGUGUCCUAUAGAGUGAAAUUAUUAUUGUAGAAAUAUGCUACAAUUGAGAUCCGAGAAAAUAACCGAACAAAGAACCAAGAAGUCAUCGAAUCUUUCCCUAAAAGCCAAUAGUCAUAGUCGGAACCUUUAUGACGAUUCUUCAAAUUUUUGAAGAGAAACUGGUGAGUUUUUCACAUAGUUUUCCCUAAUGUUUCAGUUGCUCUCACUUGCAAGAAUUUAUACUUUUGAGAUUAGUUAUAAGCAAUAAACUAGAUGAACAUUUUCUACUGAGCAUUUUAA